Erpetoichthys calabaricus (reedfish) is the source of this 1786-nucleotide messenger RNA. Its product is annotated as alpha-synuclein-like. Lineage: Eukaryota; Metazoa; Chordata; Cladistia; Polypteriformes; Polypteridae. The record is from RefSeq and is a predicted model, not a curated record. The coding region runs from base 284 to 703 and encodes 139 amino acids. Gene Ontology annotation, molecular function: cuprous ion binding. Gene Ontology annotation, cellular component: neuronal cell body; axon terminus; cytoplasm. The transcript is spliced from 6 exons. Gene Ontology annotation, biological process: synaptic vesicle endocytosis; chemical synaptic transmission; synapse organization.
CACGUUGUAGCAAAUCAGGAGGCACAUUUAAGGCAGACGAUAUGAGAUACACGCAGUAACCCAACCCAAGUGGAUCGAGACGCCCGCUCUCGGCUUCAGCACCAGGGACAGCAGGCUUGAGCAACUCCUAAUCUAAACUGUAUGUGGCUGUAACACUCCUUUACUGACAGGAUCGUUGAAGGAAGGGACAAGAGCACGCAGUUAUGUACUAAAGAGCUAAGAAGAAAGGGCAUCAUUACGUGUAGAUUAACGAGGGAGAAGGGAUUUUCGGAAACCUUUAAGGAUGGACGUGCUAAUGAAAGGACUGUCCAAAGCCAAAGAAGGGGUCGUGGCAGCUGCAGAAAAGACUAAGCAGGGAGUGGCCGAAGCAGCGGGCAAGACAAAAGAAGGCGUUAUGUAUGUGGGCACCAAGACCAAAGAUGGAGUAACAUCAGUUGCAGAAAAGACGAAAGAGCAAGUCUCCAAUGUAGGAGGCGCCGUAGUCACAGGAGUGACAGCCGUGGCACACAAAACAGUGGAAGGAGCAGGAAACAUUGCAGCUGCUACAGGUUUGGUGAAAAGGGAUCACCUGGGAAAACAGAAUGAAGAUAUGCUUUCCCAAGAAGGACUAAUGGACAAUACAGCAGAUUAUCCUUUGGAUCCUGAUGAUACAUAUGACAUGCCACCAGAGGAUGACUGUCAAGAAUAUCAGCCUAAUGCAUGAAGACUACAAAACAGAAAAGCAAAUAGGAAGACAUUUAAUAUCUUCUAACAAAUUUCUAUGUGUGCAGCAGUGAAUUAUUAUACUGUCCGUACAGUGUGUUUUGAAGUCUUCCAUCAGUGGUAAAUGGAGUCUUUACACUUUUGACCAGCUGCCGUUUCAGUGAUUCCCUCCCACUGAAAUGCAAGUCUGAUCAGGGAGAGAUUUUUCUGUGCUGUGGACAUUGUGGCUUUAAGAGUAAAAAAAAAAAAGUAAUAAUAAUUUAAGUGUAAAAUGCAUUGUAAAUCCUAAAAAUAAUAUGUAAUAAAAUAUUUUGUGAUCUGUAAUUGUUUAAAUGGUUACACAAUGCUGAUUUUGUAUGUUUUUUUAUGUAUGAGACCCAAACAUGUAUAUGUGUUAGUACUUCUGUGACUACUGACACACUGAAACUGACUUUGUCGUGUCUUUAUCACAUCUGCAAUGCUGGCAUAUUGUUUAUGACUUUAGGGAAGCUGAUAUAUGAUUUAAAUUAUGACAUUUUUUGAUUUGCAUUGAUUUAUUUAUUUCACACUAGGAAAUAAAAUAAAUACUAGGAAAUUUGUGUUCAAUAAUACAUAACUGAUGUUGGACAGAAAUGCCAAAGCCUAUUCAAGCUUCUUCUAUUCUACCUACUUCUGUAUAGUUUCCCACCACAGCAGUUGGCAAUGAAAGCGUGUUCACUCUCAGCAUUUCUCUUUCAAACAUUAAUCUUUGAAGAGUACUAUAGUGAUGAGUUUAAAAGGUCUGGUGUGAAAAUUACCCUUCAUUUCACGAAAGUGCAGCUUUUAAUGCAACUUAUGUUUGAAAAGUUAACACAAACUGUUGUUUUGUCUUCUUUUUUCAAAGUCAUAGGAAUUAACUAAGAACCAAUGCAGAAUUCUGCUGUCACACACUAUGCCAGUUUUUACCCUUUGGCACAUCCCACUUAGGCAAGCUCUGACUGUCAUAUAACUUGGAGCUCAUUUCCUCUCAUUGAAACCCUUUAAUAAUUAAAUAAAUAUGUGGCUAAGUAUUGUAACAAGCUUUUUUAUUCACUCACUGCUGGGUUACUGUUGUAGUAUGAGUUCA